ACUAUGGUUACCAGUGGUCGUUACCAUCCAGAUCGUGACAUUGAAAUGUACUGUGGAGAACAUGACAUGGUAUAUUGCACGAAAUGUAUUGCCACAAAUCACAGACUUGUAAGAACGUGUAGUGGAGAUGUUGUAUUUAGUUUGUUUAAUCGGUAAUAAUUGAUUGUUUCUCCAGAUCUUGCAGUGGAAUACUUAAUUUAGAAGACUUUAAUAUUUCUUCAAACCAGCAAAACGACAUUAAGAGUUUAAGUUCAGAUAUGGUUAACAUUCAAAAAGCGUUUAGAAGACACUGAACGGAAGAUGCAGACGAAUACAAGUAGCAUUGAGGAGCAAAGAAAUGAGGUCAUUGCACAGGUAGAGGCAAUUGAACAGGACUUGGUAGAAAUAUUCAGAAAUUGAAGCAUGAAGCAUUGAAAGCCCUGGAGACAGAAUAUACUUUGGUUAAAGAGGAUCUGGAAACAAAUAUCUCUCAGAUAAGUAAACUUAAACAAGAAAUUGAGAAAAACAAGUAGCCAGCUACAGACAGCCCAUAAUCUUAAUGAGAGAGAACAAUUUGUUCAGACAAAAGUGAUACAACAGACUGUAAACGAUGCAAUGAAAGUAUUUGAACAAAGCGGGGAUAAAGGUCGUGUUUGCUUACGUUUUUACAGAGAAUACAGACUUAAAGUCUUCUAUUACAACAUCAACAUGUCUAGGAAGUGUACAGAGAGUAACAGAAAAGAACAGCCUAUUGACGUCAAAAAUAUAUAAAGUAAGUUCACGGAAAGAGAUUAAUAUCAAGAUGACAAAUGACCGUAAUCAAUGUUACAUUAAUGAUAUAUGUCAGCUUGUAGACGGUACAAUCAUUCUGACUGACUAUAAUAAUAAGAGGAUAAAGAGGCUUGAUGUGAAUUAUAACAUUAAAGAUUGUUUGGAUCUAGGAACAUAUCCUACAGCAAUCUGUUGUACUGCCGGUAAUGCUGAGGUCGCUGUGAAACUUGCCACCUACAAAGUUUGUUUUAUAUCAGUAGGAAGCUCAUUAUCUAAGAUGAGAGAUAUAUCGGUUAGAGGUGGAGGUUACACAGGAAUGACAAUUUGUGCUGGACAGUUGUGGGUAUCUGAUGAAAAUGGUGUAAAUGUAUACAGUUUGACUGGUACAUUGAUAAAGUCUAUGAGAAAUGAUGUCAAUGGUCAACGCAUAUUAAAAUCAUAUGCACAACAAAUGGCUGUCAGUGGAGAUACUGUUAUUGUAACUGAUAAUAGUGAUGGUGCUGUCAGUCUGAACAGAGAUGGUACGGUGAAAAGAGAACCGAGAGAUAAAAGACUUAAGAACACACGUGGUGUAUGUGUAGCCAAUGACGGGACGGUGUUUAUUUCUGGUUUUAGUUCACACAACAUCAUGAUGUUUGAUAGAGAUGGUAAAUGUCUGGGCGAAUUAGUUGAUAAUAAAGGUUGUCUUAAGAAUCCAUUAGCUAUGUGCUAUGACAAAAAGAAAAACUGUGUAUUAGUUGCUUCCUAUUCGGAAACAAAUUAGUUGUUUUGAAUAUCUCUCAUUAAACAAAGAAAAAAAACAAAGAAUUUAGCAAUACAAAAUGUACUCUUUACUGCAUGAAAUUGAUUCAUUUUUCCAUAUCAGCUAAUACAAUAUGAUAAAAAAAAUUGUGUACAUCAAUUUAUUAUAAAUCUAAGAAAUAUAUCAGUCUGGUGUGUUAUAUUGUAGAACUUGCUUAAUACAUCAAUAUAUAAAGACACAAGUCAUGUAGAUAAUCUAACAUAAAUGUAAUAGAGAAAAUGAUUACGCGACAUUCAAUUGUUUUUGUUUUAACGACUUAGGAAUAUGAUAGUGAAGAAUAGAAAAAUGUGACAAGGUACUUGUAAAAUGUCAACUUUUAAAAUAAUAGAUGUGUAUUAUAACUUUUCUAAUUGUAUAGCGGAAAUAUGUUCAUUGUAGCUUUUUAAGUGAAUUGUUUUUUUUUUUUAUAGAGGACAAGUCUUUUAAAUCUGCAAUAGAUUGAUUAUGUAUAUUUUAUUAUGAAGUACUGAUGUGUAAAUAUAUGUAUAUAUUUGAGACUGAAAUAAAUAUAUCAAAAAUUAACUUUUUUUAGCACCUGCACCUAUGGCAAUAGCCAAUAGGUGUCUUUUCCCAUUGAGCGAGAAACUUUAGACAAAUUGCUUACCUGUAGUAGUGGUUGAAUAAGAGAGUUUGUCUAUAAGCUUAUAGCUAUUUAAAUAAUCAAGCUAUAAUACUUUCUGUAUAAAUAAAUAAAGGCAAUAAUUUUAUAAAAACAUGAAUACUGGGCCUUGGUUAUUCAGCAGAAACACACAUGUCUAUUAACGAAAUGUACAUUUACCCAAUUUUUAGAAGUGGGUGUUUUGAUACUAAAAAAAAUAGAAAUUAAAACUUAAUUUUAUCAUUUUUUAUUUUCAUUCAAUAGUAAGGAUAAACAAAUUAUUUUGUGAGUUAGAAAAAAAACACUCACAAAGCUAUGAGAUGACUAUCAGUCUAACAUUCAUUUGAUUUUAUUUGAUCUUAGCACAAAAUAUAUAUGCAUGUACCCAAAGAAUUGAAUCAGUAUAAAUUUAUGUAAUCACAAAAUCAAAUAUACAUUUGAAAUUAAUACACCAUAUUUUAUACUGUUAUAUAGUAUGAUUUUAACAUUUACAUUGUCAAUUUACAUAACCAUAGGCUUAUUUUUUCACAAAUGAUUGAUUAAGUAAUGAUAACAGGUUUUAUUAUAAUACUUUUAAAUGAAAUAUUGAUGAAAUAAAAUGCGUUUAAUUCCAGACUACUUUCUUCUUAUUUCAGGCGGUACACAACAUUAAAGGAGAAACCUUUUGAAUUGUAAGGUCAUAAAAGUAAAUGAUAAUUAAAUAAACAGAAAAUUUCCUGAAAAUUUUCUACAAGCAAGGCUUUAUUUUCAUCAACUAUACAUUCACUUAUAAAAUAUUAAUUUUAUUUUCAUAUCUCUCGAUGAAAAUAUAUCAUAUUUUCAUAGAAACUAGAACUCUGCGAGUUGUAUUUGUUGCCUUGUCAACAGUAUAGCUGUCAGUUAGGCAUUUUCUCUUAAAUAGAGGUUAUUUAUAAACACUGCUCUUGCGA
This is a messenger RNA of Ruditapes philippinarum (Manila clam), 3079 nucleotides long. RefSeq lists its product as uncharacterized. Gene Ontology annotation, biological process: proteasome-mediated ubiquitin-dependent protein catabolic process; protein polyubiquitination. Bases 782 to 1513 code for a protein of 243 amino acids. Gene Ontology annotation, molecular function: ubiquitin protein ligase activity. Lineage: Eukaryota; Metazoa; Mollusca; Bivalvia; Venerida; Veneridae. The transcript has 2 exons. The record is from RefSeq and is a predicted model, not a curated record.